Gymnogyps californianus (California condor) is the source of this 905-nucleotide messenger RNA. RefSeq names its product LYR motif containing 7 (gene LYRM7). Gene Ontology annotation, biological process: mitochondrial respiratory chain complex III assembly. The record is from RefSeq and is a predicted model, not a curated record. NCBI's taxonomy places the organism in Eukaryota, Metazoa, Chordata, Aves, Accipitriformes, Cathartidae. The transcript is spliced from 5 exons. Bases 26 to 346 code for a protein of 106 amino acids.
GGACCGGAAAAGGACGGCGGUCGCCAUGGCGAGCCGCAGGCAGGUUUUGAAGCUUUUUAAAUUAUUACACAGAACCCGGCAAGAAGUUUUUAAAAAUGAUGCCAGAGCCCUCGAAGCUGCAAGACAAAAGAUAAAUGAGGAAUUUAAAAAUAACCAAGAUGAGACAUCUGAAGAGAAGAUAAAUGAGCUUCUGAAAAUAGCUUCAGAUGUUGAAGUGAUUCUCAGAACUUCUGUUAUUCAGGCAGUUCACACAGAUUCCGACAAAAUAUUGCUCAUACCCAGGAAAGAUCUGCUACAAGACAACACUCCUUACUUUGAUAAACCAACAAAAAAGCAUGAAUCCUGAGGAAAGUAUGCCCCUCUCCCCAGAAGGUUAAUAUCCUGUAAUGAGAUCUCUGAAAACCAAUAGUGGAUACCUGUUUUAAAGCUAAAUUUUAAAAACAGUUAAAUAUUGUUACCAGGGAAACAGAGGCUAAAAGUAAGUCACCGAUGUUACUGUGUGCUGUGAUACCAUCAUGCACGUCUUCUGUGGAAGAUACUAAUAGUUCCACAGAAACUCAAGACGCAUAGUUCUCUUAAUACACUGCUGAAUUGUGUUACGUCAGCCAGGAAUGUUUUUAAUUAUGACAGUCAUCAGAUAGAGAUUGUUUCCUAGCAAUCCAGAGUUUUUAAAAAUGAAAUACAAAUUAAAUGCAGUUCUUAAUCCUGAUAUUUAUUUAUAAAUUUAUUGUCAAUCAUAUGCUGCUUUGAAGUAAUGAAAAACCAUCUUGUGGCACUUACCAUUGAAUUUAUGCUUUGCACCAAAAGCAUGAUUUCUGAAGUUGUCAUUAAUUGUACACUAAUAUACUGUGAUGUUUGAGAGAGUUCUUAAGGUUUAUCUGAAUAAAUUAUUCAGGUUUUACGGA